AUGGGCGCGGUCUCCGAGGUUAUAGAGAGCUGGGGACUCACCGUUGCGUCAUCAUUCUUCACCAGAGAGCGGAAGGGGCGGGGCCUGUGUACUUGUGUCCUGUCCUGUUCUGUCCUGUCUGUCUGUCUGUCUGAACAAGGCCUGGACUGGGACAAAGCUCGCAAGGUGACUGCAGUACGAUACUGUACCUUUAAAUCUUGGGAUAAAAUGACGAAUGCACGUCAUAUUUUUUAAUUUUGUGGGGGGUCAUUUUUUUAUUUUUUUUUGUGGUGACAGGGAAGUUAUGUAAUUUGUGUGACAUUGUGACCCUUUGCGUGCUCAGGUCUGCCAAAAGCAUUGUUUUCUUAAUAGUUGGGCAACUUCUCUGGCACUCAAAGGUCUAAGGGACUUUCUGACCAGAUGUAGAAUAAUGUGUAACCACUAAGCAGACAAAAAACAACUUUUUACAGCUCACCCACCAGCAGGGUAGUAUUGACUUUACAAGGAUAGAGUUUUUACCCAUAGUGUGUGCCUGUUUCUAUGGUGAUUGCCCUAAUAUUGGUACUUUACACCACUAUUGAGAUAAGGACAAUUUGAUAAAUCUCCCCUAAUAGGUUUCAGGGCUCUUGGUGGCUUAUGAGUUUGUUGAAAUCUUGCUGCCGGAGGAACAUCGGUUUAUUUAACAAGACCAACUUUCUUGGAGUGUAGGCGGUGAACUGUAAAAAAAAGGGACAUUUUGUGUAUGUCUCUAGAGGUUAUUGUCCCCCCCCCCCCCCCCCCCCCCAUUUUAAAUAGUAAAAACAUUUUUGAAUGAUUUUACGUCUUACCUGGCAUCGCUGAACGCAGCUCCCAUCUUCCACUACUAAUGCCGGAGAGACAAAGUUCUUGAGCAGAAUGUUAAGUCAUGAGCUAAUACUGUUACUCUCAUCUAGUGUGCUGGGGCUUGCAGGACUUCGCUCAAGAGAGCUAACUGGAGGUCCUGCUUAGGAUUCUUUGGCUCUUCGUCAUCAGUAGUGGACGCGGGGAGUGGCGCCUUGCAGGCCCCAAGGUAAGAAAUCAAAUCAUACUAUAACGGACCGACUACUAGGAUUGGGUGGAUAGGCAGUUGUGGUGCUUGUAGUGUUCCUUCAAUAAGUUGGUUUAUGUGACAACGACCUCUUAAGUGAUGAGGAAUUUCCCAAAAAGUUUUUGUUAAAAAAGAAGCUAGGAUUUUCAACUUUUCUUUCAUUUUUUUUUAACAUUGCAUUGAUAUAUAGAAUCUGCAUUUAACAAAAAAAUUUAAUAUGCUACAUAUACCUCAUCACAGCAUGCACCUGUUAUGGUUGAAUAUAUUUAUUACCUGUUAUGUAUUAAAUUCAUAUAUGUGUGUGUAUGUAUGUAUCUAUGUAUGUGUGUAUAUAUAUAUAUAUAUAUAUUAGUAUUUUUGUAAUAUUAUAUGAUAUUGUAACAAUGCAAUGUUUUGUGGUCCCAGGACAUACUUGAAAACAAGAGAAAUCUCAAUGUAUUUAUCCUGGUAAAAUAUUUUAUAAAUUAAAUAUUACAAAUUCCAGGAGAAUAGGAUAUUCACUCUGGAAGGGGAGAGUGAAAAGUCAGCACUGCAAGUUGCAGAAUAUCAACAUGACGUCAGCAUGCUGGACACUGAGAGCAUGUACAGGAAGAAGUUGGUGUCAAGGACGAAGGUACAUAUGUUGUUGUACUUUGCUAUUUAUUGUUAUGCUCAUUUAAAGCAGAUAUGUCAGUUUGCCAGAAAUGACAGCUCCGUGUGUAGUUAAAGGGACAUUCCAAGUACCAUAACCACUACAGCCCACAGACGUUGUAUGGUUAUGGUGCCCUAGCCCUUUCUCAUGAUAAAACAGUUUUAGCACGGUUUAACAACUUACUUGGUCACCCGCACUGCAUCAGCCUUGUCUCAUCUUCUCCAGCAGAAAACUGGUUGUCAGUUUAGAGAAAAGAAGGAACGCAAUCACUGGCUUUGAGCGUCAGCAGAGCGUUUUCAGACAGUGUAUUGUGUCAUUGCUCUAAUGUGACAUCCAUCUUUUCUUGUGACAGACAAUCAGAGGCAAUGAGGGCGCCUGGCUGGAGCCAGGUAAGUUGUCAAAACAAAAUAAAGUGUUUUGACAUCUGCUUAGUGUACUUUUUUUGGAAAUGUCCAGAACAUUUGUGUAUGCUGAUCUACUGUUCUCUUUUGUAGGAUUUUUAUAGAGCAGAGGAGUGGGUUCAGAAAGGCUCCUAGGAAACCUGAAAAAGGAGAGUCUGAAAUUCGAGGUGGCCCUGAGACUUUUAAAAGCAGCUUUACACCACCGUUGGCAGAACCUUUAUCCCCAACACGUUCCUACAUUCUGAAAAAGUUAUACAAACCUUUCUUCUUCACUGUGGGGGUAUGUAUAUUAUAUUUUAUGCAGCAUUCUAUGGUAUUGAUCCUUAAAAAUGAUAAUCUGCCCCCUCAGCGCUUUGGCCCACUUGUGCCAAUGCACUCAAAACUUUUCCAUGAGCAUAUCAGACUGUUGUUGCCACUUAACACCUAAAGGGACACUAUAGGCACCCAGACCCCCUGUCUGUUUAACCCUGCAAUGUAAAACAUUGCAGGGUUAAGUUCACCUCUAGAGGCACUUCCUGUUCCCUAACAGUUUUUUUUUUUCUUCCCAUGAAAUGAAGUUGGAUAUCCUCAAAUUCUCCAUUUGAAAGCAUUGAUUCAAUGCGUUGCAUUUGUGCAUUCGCUCAGACCAGCUUCAAGACGUUGCGGGAGGAGGAGACUUAACCUGUGCCGAUGGAGCCUCGGUGCUUGAAAUAUUCUUAGUAAAAAGUUUUAUUUUUUUAAACUCGAUGGUGCAACCCAACAAGUUAGGGAAAGGACCUUAUAGAGUUAGGAAUACAAGCCUGUAUUCCUAACACAAUAGUGUUUUUCUUUAAGGAUUUAUGGUAUUUCAUGCUGUCCUCACAAUCUGAUUCCUAAAGGAAUUUUUACCAAUAUACUGCUUAUGCCAGUAAACAGUGUGUCCUGUUAAAUCCUCCAUUAACCCCUUAAGGAGAGUGGGCAUUCUAUGCCGUCCUUAAAGGGACACUCCAGUGCCAGGAAAACAAUCAGUUUUCCUGGCACUGCAGGUCCCCUCUCCCUCCCACCCCCCAUCCCAUGUUGCUGAAGGGGUGAAAACCCCUUCAGUGACUUACCUGAGACCACCGCCGAUGUCCCUCGGCAGUGGUUUAGUGUCCGCACACGCUCCUCCCCGCCGAUGUCAGCCGGCGGGGAAGACCGACUGCGCAUUCACAUUAGACAUCCCCAUAGGAAGCAUUGAAAAUGCUUUCAGUGCUUUUCUAUGGAGAUUUUAGCGACGCUGGAGGUCCUGUGCUAUGAACCAGGAAGUGCCCUCUAGUGGCUGUCUAGUAGACAGCCACUAGAGGAGGAGUUAACCCUGCAAGGUAAUUAUUGAAGUUUAUAAAAACAGUAAGGUUAGUGGCAGUUGGCACCCAGACCACUCCAAUGGGCAGAAGGGGUCUGGGUGCCUGGAGUAUCCCUUUAAGGGGACGAUUCUAAAUGUUGGCAGAAUAGAACGUCCCUGUUGUCCUUAGUACUUACUGGGUCCCUGUAUUGAUAUUGUUUUACUGUUCUGAAACGCUAAUAUUUGUUUCCAGUAUAACAGAACCCACCCUCCCCUCUCCCUCCAUGUACAAGUUUUCUGAUGUUUUGAAAAGUUACAGUGUCAAAUAUAAGGCUUCCCCUUUUCAGUGUUUUUACAUUAAAAUUUUCCAGAUUAGUAUUACUGCCUUUGAGACCGUAUGUUAGCUCAGGAAUAUGAAUUACACCCAUGAUGGCAUACCAUUUGCAAAAGUAGACAUACCAAGGUAUUGCAAAUGGGUAUAUCCAGUCUUUUUUAGUAGCCACUGAGUCACAAACACUGGCCAAAGUUAUUGUUUUUUGAUUAAAUAUGGUCUCAAAGGCAACAUAGAUCCCACAAACCAAUCUGGAAAACUGAAAUGGGCAAGCCCUAUAUUGACCCUGUAAUUUUCCUUAACACCAUAAAACCUGAAAAGUGGGGGGUACUGUUGUAUUCGGGAGACUUUGCUAAACACAAAUAGGAGUGUUUUAAAAACAUUAAAAUUCAUCAUGAGAAUAUCAUCAGUGAAUGUGCAGUUUUUGUGUGAAAAAUGCAAAAAAAGAAUGCAGUGUGGUGGGCAUACUAAAAGUAUAAUGGGUAAGGAGGCAGAGAGUUCAAUAAAGGCUGGCACUGGGUAUGGAAGGAUAGACGGGACAUGCAAUUAAUGUAGUAUUCCUAUAAGUUCCACUGGCAGUGUCGCUUGCAAAUGACCGAUAUACUUUUUGCAUACAACUAACUUUAAUUUAUAUAAUCGUAUGUAUUCUAAGACACAGAAUGAAUGAAUAGCUAAGUAAGACUGUGUAGAAAGUUUCUACAUUACUGUCUUCUUGACUUUUUUCACCAGGCUUCAUGAAUUGUUAUCCUCCUCCUUUCAGUGCAGUUCUCGCAGCAUAUUUCCCCUUCUAUCUGGUCUGGUUUCUGUUGGUUUGAUUUAAAAACAAACUGUAAGCACAGUUUCUCACCUUGGAACACCAUGCUUAUGUAAUUGCACAUCCUCAUUCUCUGUCCAGAAUAUCUGUACGUUAAGAAAAAUUCAGAUGCUUUGAAUCACAGUUAAAGGAACACUAUAGGAUCAGGAACACAAACAUGUAUAAAUAUUUAUACACAGUUAAUGAGAAAAUGAAACUUCCUCAUUAUCACAGGCCUAUUGCCUCCUUCAUCAUAGCCACUACAAUUCCUUGUGAUGGUUAUGGUACUAGUGUCCCUUUAAAUUUAUAACAUAGCAAGGACUUAACAGAGCAGUUGGAUCUUGGCCAAACAUUCUUUAUAUCUUAUUGUUAUGGUACUUUUGAGCCAUACCAUGGUUUACAUUUUAGGAAUGCCACCACUCCACCUAUUUUUCCAAUUCUGUCACAUUGAGAAGCAUGGUUGCAAUGUGUAAAUCAGUCUCUGUUUUAUAUUUGUGCAGGUAGUGCUGAUGGUUUCUUUGUGUUACAUUGUAUUCCAGUAUGAUCACAACAUGCUAGUAAAAGGUACACUAUAGGUACCCAUACCACUCAAUCACAUUGAGCUGGUCUGGGUGCAUUGUCCCUGUCCCUUUAGCCAUGCAAUGCAAAACAUUGCCGUUUCAGAGGCUGUUCCUGUAUUUACAGAGUUUAACUCCAUUAAACGAUGCUGGACUUCCUCACGCUUUGCAUGAGGACGUCCAGCAUCUUUGAAAUCCCCAUAGUAAAGCAUUGAAUAAAUGGAGAAGGCCUGAUGUGCUCUGUGCUUGCCGUGCAUGCACAUUAGCUUCUCCCCACUGCCGAUGUUCGAGGAGGCAGAGAUGGAGUCACUACAGUGGGACCUCAGCACUAGAAAGAUGUAAGUGUUUGAAGGGUUUUUUAACCCUUUCAACACCUGCGGGAUGGACAAUAACUUUGACUGAGGGACACUAUAGCAAAUACUAUAGAAAUACACUAGUUACAUGCAUCUGCAAGCAAGGUGUUUUUUUUUUUUUUUUUUCUUUCUUACCAUUCGGAUUUAGACAUUAUUGUGAAUCUCAUCAUCAACCAAAUUUAAAUGAACAUUAAAAAUAUAUUUAUUUCUAACCAUAGUGUGCUCCUAUGCUGAGAAUUAUGCAUCCUUCCUCCUUUAAAAAUAAAAUAUAAAAAACACUUUGAAUGUAAGUUUUAUGGGGUGUGAUAAGCAAAAUUAAAAUAUAAAAAUUACAUUUGCAUUGGCAAGAAAAAGGUUAUUAUAAAGUGUGUGUGUGUGUAAAUAAAUGUAGAAUGUAUAUGUGGCUGCACCUUACAUUACAAAUGUAACAGAAUUACUAGUAAACACUGAGGACCCCUUAAAGGAACACUAUAGUGACCAGAACAACUUCAGUUUUUUGAAUUUGUUCUGGUGAGUAGAAUCAUUACCUUCAGGCUUUUUGCUGUAAACACUGUCUUUUCAGAGACAAUGCAGUGUUUACAUUACAACCCAGUGAUAACUUCACUGGCCACUCCUCAGAUGGCUGUUAGAGAUCCUUCCUAGGCCAUGGCUGCCUAAAAUGCAUCCAAACUUUCAGUGUUUCCUCCCUCUGCAUGCAGACACUGAACUUUCCUCAUAGAGAUUCAUUGAUUCAAUUCAUCUCUAUGUGGAGAUGCUGAUUGGCCAGGGCUGUGUUUGAAUCAUGCUGGCUCUGCUCCGAUCUCCGCCUUGUCAGUCUCAGCCAAUCCUAUAGGGAAGCAUUGUGAUUGGAUCAGACCUCCACUUCUAAUGAUGUCAGCAGACUGCUUGUUUUUCUGAGGCAAACAGCAUGCAGAUCUACAGCUUCAGGCUUGAAUACAUUAAGAUUGUGCUAUAUUUAUGGAGGCACGAGGGGCCCAGGGGGCUAGAUGGUGGUUUUAACCCUAUAGGGUCAGGAAAACAUGUAUUCCUGACCCUAUAGUGAUCCUUUAACAUCACAUGACAUAAUAUUUAAAUCUUAUCCUCCUAUAAUUGCUUUACUUUUCAAUAAAAAGUAAAUAAUUUCCAUUUGAUCUGCACAGAUCCAUGCAUAUGUACACUCAAACACUGUAUUAUGUUAAAUCCAGUUUUCAGGUUGUUCUUUUGGCGUUGCUGCUAUUUGGCAAUAUGAGUCUCUAAAAUAUCGAAUGAGGAAUUAUCUGGAUGAUAUACGAGCAGAUUGGUUAGAGAAGCUACGACCACAAAAGCAAGGUGAAUUCCGUAAGCAGGUAUGUUUGUACAAAUCAAAUUAUCUUUUUCUUGAUAUAACUGGAUUUUAGAUUUUUAUCCUGACAGGGUUUAAAUUAUGUACAUAAUAUUGAAGAAAUUUUUGGGUUACCAUGUUGUCCCCAUUAUGAUCCACUUGUUGAUUAUUCUUAACACUCCUCUCACUUCUCUUACUCUCUACUCUUUUAGUUUUCCACCACUCAAUUUACUCAGGUCCAGUAGUGUGCUAAGUAAGGGGGUUGAAGGAGGGCUGCCCUUGUGACUAGAGGUAGGAGGUGCACAGAGCAUAACAGCCAGUGCUUCUCUGGUAAGCAAGUAAUUGGCCACAGAGCAGUCACUGAUGAAGCUGCAAUGAGUGUCCAGCUUACUCUGUACUGAUGCUGGACCGGAAUGUCACAUUACCCCAGCCCUGGCAUCCAUACAGAGAUACAGGGAGCUAUCAGUAGAUCGAUCCCUGGAGCAAACUACUGGACUUCAGAGAUGAAGUUCCAAUCCAGCUCGGUUUCAUGGUAAGAAAAUAAAGGUUUGGUUAAAAUAUAUAUAUAUAUAUAUAUAUAUAUAUAUACCGUAUUUUUCGCUCCAUAAGACGCACUUUUUUCCCCCUCAAAAGUGAGGGGAAAUGUCUGUGCGUCUUAUGGAGCGAAUGUGAAGAUUUACUUACCUGUCUUGGAGCGUGGGCCGGCUUCACAGCGCGCUCCGCGGUCCAGGAACUUCUAUUUCAGGUUCCGGUUUCCGGCGGGACUGAAAGGAAGUGCACACUUCCUUUCAGUCCCGCCGGAAACCGGAACCUGAAAUAGAAGUUCCUGGACCGCGGAGCGCGCUGUGAAGCCGGCCCACGCUCCAAGACAGGUAAGUAAUUAUGGGACAAGGGGAGGGGGAGACACUAUGGGACAAGGGGAGGGGAGGAGACACUAUGGGACAAGGGGAGGGGGACACUAUGGGAGAAAGGGAGGGGAGACACUAUGGGAGAAAGGGAGGGGAGACACUAUGGGAGAAGGGGAGGGGGGACACUAUGGGAGAAAGGGAGGGGAGACACUAUGGGACAAGGGGAGGGGGGGACACUAUGGGACAAGGGGAGGGGGGACACUAUGGGACAAGGGGAUGGGGAUACUAUGGGACAAGAGGAGGGGGGACACUAUGGGACAAGGGGAGGGGGAGACACUAUGGUACAAGGGGAGGGGGAGACACUAUGGGACAAGGGCAGGGGGGACACUAUGGGAGGGAAAGUGCACUAUGGAACAAUGGGAGGGGGGGACACUAUGGGAUCAGAACACUAAUGGACAAGGGGAGGAGGGGUUAAAGAACACUAUGGGACAGGGUAGGAGGGGUUAACAAUCACUAUGGGACAGGGUAGGAGGGGUUAACAAUCACUAUGGGACAGGGUAGGAGGGGUUAACAAUCACUAUGGGACAGAGGAAAGGGGGGUUAAAGAUCAUUAUGGGACAGGGGAGAAAAAAAAAUAUUCUGAACAAACCGUCCCAUGGUAAGAAACACUAUGGAACAGUUUGUUCAGAAUAUUUUUUUUUUCUGGGUUUCCUCCUCUAAAAACUAGGUGCGUCUUAUGGUGAGGUGCGUCUUAUGGAGCGAAAAAUACGGUAUAUAUAUAUUAAUUUUUUUCAUGAAUAGUUUUUUUAGUGAAUACAGAGGCAAGACUGUGUACUCGUAACUCAAGUACAUAAUCGCAUAUUGUCAAUAAGUAUAAUACAGUAAAUACAAUACAUUGGAUAUCUAACAAUUGCGUUUUGCUACACAGUGUAAUUUUUAACAGGCGGCAUGUUGGAUAAAUAUCCUGGGUAUUGCGUGGCAACCCCCUUGUGGGUCUGGUUGCCCCUAUUGAGUCCCCUCUGGAAGUCAUUCCGCAUUAUGAAUUAUUCCCUGUAUUGCCACAAAUAAACAGGAAAAGUUGUGGGGUGGAGGGGUUGUGAGAGGUGAGAAGAACUUAUCAGUUCAUUACAAUGUCCCGGUUUAUGGGCACCUCUGUGUGUGCUGUCUGUGGUGUUGGGCCUUACUAUUGGUCGGGUGGUCGUCCAAGGUAACUCUAUGUUGGUUCCCCCUUUUUUUUGUCGUUUAACGUGCCUAUAACAGUGCCGCUACCCUGGGCAACCUAGGUAGUCUUUUGUCUCAGCGGUUCAUCAUCUAGCAUAUUCCCUGCCUAUUCGUUUGGGUUUGUAGCUUGCAGCUCUGGCCAACUGUUCCAUAUGCGGGUGUGUGUUCCACUUUUACCCGCCAUUCUGUGGGACAUUUCCUUGUAUUUGUAAGUUUUACUAAGACUGGCUGUUACCGUAUGUAUUGGCGGAGCUUUUCCAUUGUUUGGCUAUGCAACUUUUUGCUGCCGGUAGCGUGUGGAUUAUCAUAGUCCUGUCAUAGAUCCCCACUUGUGCAGGGAGCAUAUGUAGCAAGUAUGUCUGUGGGCGUAAAUUAAUCUCGUGGCCUGUUAGUUUUUUAAUUAGGCCUUUGGUUUGUUCCCAAAAUAAUUCUAGCCUGGGGAAAAACCAGAAGGUAUGGCCCAAGUUUCCCACCGAUGUCCCACAUCUCCAACAGGUUGGGGGAACCCCCGGGUAUAUGUGUGCCAUCCUUUGCAGGGCCAUAUACCACUUAAACCAGACCUUGUAGGCGGAUUCUAAAUGGUCCAGGCAGUGCAUGGAUUUUGUCGUGUGGGAGAACGCUAAUUUCCAUUGUAAAUCUGUAAACUGGAGAUUAAGUUAUUUUUCCCAUUGUUCCCUGUAACCAAGUCUAACAGGUCUCAUUAGGUCAAUUAUGGCUCUGUAGCAUAACGCAAAUAUUUUCAGCUCUUUGGCUACCCCUUGACAAAACCUCUCAUUCAUUUGGGGGUGUGUAAGUAUCUUUUUUCGUAAUGCUAUUUUGGACGAUAAGUUUUAUCCGUAAGUAUGUAAAUAUUUCCCUUGGGGUUGGAUUAUAAUUGCUACUUGGUUGUAGUGAGCAGUACCAGUGUUGAUGGUUGUUUGAGCUGUGGAACCCACAGCAGGUCUAAGAGAGAGUGGGGUUUUACUACCAAGUUCUCAAGCUCUUACCAUAGUGGUGGAUCCUUUGCCUUAAAACUUGAUAAUGUCUGAAACAGGACAGUGGCUAUAUAGUAUUUUCGGAUGAUUGGUAUUACAAACCGUCCUUUGUGUACUUUAAUACCCAUGGUAUGUUCUGCUACCCUUGGGUUUUUUUUUUUUCUUCCAUAUGUGUGCAUUUAGGAGCUUCUGGAAUUGAGCCGGUAUUUCUAUCGGAAGGGUUUGCAAGAGCAACAGUAUUUGGGCAGCACCAUAAUUUUUUACCGCAUUUAUACGGCCUAGCCAUGACAUACUCUUGCCUUCCCAAGCUGCCAUCAAGUUUUGUAGUUUAGUGAUCAGUUUUAGAUGAUUGUGUUGGAUGGUGGCGUGUUUGGAGGUAGUAAUUUGUAUGCCUAGAUAUUGUACCGUCUGUUCCCUCCAAUCAAACUUAUAUUUCUGUGCAAACUGUUGUUUGGUCUUUUUAGUCAUAUUUAUCGCCAGAGCCUGCAUUUUGGUUAAAUUUAUUUUAUAGUAUGAGAUGGUGCCAUAGACGCCUAAAACGUCUGUCAGUGCUGGCAGGGCGGACUGCACAGGUUUGUCAGUAGGAGCAGCACGUCGUCUGCAAAAAGCGCUAUUUUUUUUUUUGUUCCCCUAGUGGGGUACUAAGGCCUGUAAUGUGUUUGUUGGUUUUUGCCUGUUGCACUAGGGGUUCAAGGGCUAAAAUAAAGAUCAGCGGGGAUAGGGGACAACCUUGGCGGGUACCGUUUGUGAGGGAAAAACUCUUGGACAGGAAUACUGUAUUCAUUAUUUUGCUGAAGGGCUGUGUAAAGGGUUUGAAUUGUGUUCAGAAACUUUGUCGGUAGGCCAAAUUUCCGUAGAACCAGUGGCGUACUAAGGGGGAGGGGCGGGGGGGGCGGUCCGCCCCGGGUGGCAGCCGGGUGGGGGGUGCCAUGGUUGGCUGCAGCCCCGAAAGCGCCUGUAGUGAGCCUCAGGCGGCUGCAGCUUUGCCCGGCAUCCAUGAGGGCGGACCGCACCGCCUGGGCGCAGCCUGAGGAGAGGCUGACAGGAGGGAGCGCUCCUGUCAGCUCCCUCACUGCAGCAUGGUCCGACGGGUACAGAGAGCAGCUGUCUCCUGUACCCGGCCGGACUAACAGGAAGUGCACACUGAGUGGGCACUUCCUGUUAGUCCGGCCGGGUAGAGGAAACAAAAGCUCCCUGUACCCGCCGGCUAUACUGGGAUCGGCCACGCUACAGGGAGGUAGGGGGGGGGUGAGAGAGGGGUGAGAAAGAAAUGGCGGGGUGAGAGAGGGGUGAGGUUGUACCAAGGGGGUGAGAGGGUGAGAAAGAAAUAAGGGGGGUGAGAGGAGGGGUGAGAAAAGAAAUAAGGGGGGCAGAGAGGGGUGAGAAAAGAAAUAAGGGGUGAGAGAGGGGUGAGAAAAUAAAUAAGUAAGUGGGAGAGGGCAGAAAGAAAUAAGGGGGUGAGAGAGGGUGAGAAAAAAGAAAUAAGGGGGGGGUGAGAAAAGAAAUAUAAGUGAGAAAAGAAAUAAGGUAAGUAGAGAGAAAUAAGGUGGGUGAGAAAGAGAAAAGGGGGGGGUGAGAGAAAAUAGGAGGGGCUGGAGAGAAAGAGAAAUAUGGGGUGAGGAAAGAAAGGAGGGGGGGUGGAGAGGAAAUAAGGGGGGUGAGAGAGGGGGUGAGAGAGAAAUAAGGGGGGGUGAGAAAGAGAAAUAAGGGGGGUGAGAAAGAGAAAAGGGUGGGUGGGUGAGAAAGAGAAAUUGGGAGGAGGAGAAGGAAAUUGGAGCGGGAGGAGAGAUUGACAUUCAUCACAUACACACAAUGCACCCCUUGCACACAGAAAAACACACAGGCACACAUACACAAGCAAUGCAACCGUUACACACAAUGCAUCCCUUACACACACAGAAACACACAAUGCAUUCAUUACACACACUCAAUGCACCCCUUACACACAUUCAAUGCAUCCCAUACAUACACAGAAACACACCUUGCAGCCCUUACACAUACAAACACAAUUUCACACAAUACAUUCAUUACACACAUAUCAGGACAUUUUUGUGACCACAGUUACAAACCGCUUCCAGAGAGCUUGUUCUGCACCAGACCAGUGAGCCAGACUGCAGCUAGAGCCCAUCAUCAUCCUCAUCUGGUUGUAAGUAGGCAAUCUAGUAUAUUAUUCGUGGCACUAAGCUCUAAUUUACCUCACAUUAAAGAAACACUAUAGUCCCCAGAACCACUUCAGCUUAAUGUAGUGGUUCUGGUGUCUAUAGCCUGUCCCUGCAGGCCUUUUAAUGUAAACACGGCGCACUGCAGCACUGGCGUUAGUUAACAUGGCAAAUCAUAUGGCUGGGGCAUUGUGAUGUCACAUGGGGGGCGGCAAACUUUACUUUUGCCUUGGGCGGCAAAAAUCCUUGUACCGGCCCUGGCUGGAGGGGGCUGUGUGAGCUGUGGCCGCACAGUGUCCCAUGGUAGUUAGGGUGCCGUGCGGCCAGUACAGCUCACUCAAGCAAACAGCUGAUAAACUGGCCGCACGGAGGAAAUGUGUAUGUGUGACUGUCUGCCUGUACUGUGUGUGACUGUCUGUCUGUAACUGAGUGUGUGACUGUCUGCCUGUAAAUGUGUGUGUGGGGCUGCAGGGAUUUUGUAGAAGGGGGCGGGGGUUUUGUAUUGGGACAGGAGUCUUUAUAAGGGGGGAUAAGCAGGGGAUUUGUGGAAGGGGGUUGCGGGGGUUUUGUAGACGGGGCAGUACAGGAUUUGUAGAAGGGGCAGGACAGAGGUUUUGUAGGAGGGGCAGGGCAGGACAAGGGUUUUGUAGGAGGGGCUGACAGUGGUUUUGCAAAGUUUACAAAUUGUAAAAAUAAAGAAAAUAAAACCUUUAACAUUUUUUACAGGUUUUGGGAGGGGUGCCAAGCACAGGAUCCGCCCCGGGUGCCAAAUGCUCUAGGUACGCCCCUGCGUAGAACAGAAGUCAUACAUCCACAGUGUAGGUGAUCAAAGGCCUUCUCCGAGAGUAAGAGCCCUGAUGUUCAUUUCCUUUUCUUUAGUUCUAUGAGAUCUAGAAACCUCUUCGUAUUAUAUCCCGCUUGUCACCCAGGUACAAACCUGGCCUCUUCUGGGGAGACCAGUGAAUUUAGCAAACGUUUUAGCCUGUUGUCCAGAAUUUUGGCGAACAGUUUAAGGUCCGCAUUCAGCAGGGAUAUGGGACGAUUACUUUCGCAUUUUAAAGGGGUUUCCCUGGUUCGGCAAUGGUAAUGAUAUUGGCUUGCAGCGUUUUGUUGCAUUAUGUCAUUAAAGAGUUGCAUUUUGUGAGGAGUCAAGAUAUGUUUAAAGGUUGUAUAAUAAGACUUUGGGAAGCCGUCAGGUUUUCUGUUGGUCAGGCAGUAAUUUCCCAGCUCUAUUCUCCUGUGAGUAGACCUAUAACCCUGAACUGGAUAUAACGUUCGAAAUGUCGUUCUCACUGGGGUGUGAUCUGACCAUGUGAUAGGAUCUAUGUAUAUCCUGUAAAUUUUGGAUAUUUGCUCUAUACGUCAAGCAUAAGUCAAUUCUGUUAUAGGUAGAGUGCACUUUAGAGAAGUAAGUAUAGUCCUUAGUCGUUGGGUAAUGGGUCUGCCACGUAUCAAGUAAGUCGUACUUCUGUAGUAGUUUACACAAUUGGGUAUUAGCCCUGGGUUUGCGGCUGCUUAUGGGGCGUGUGUUGUUAAUGUCCACAGAUGGGUCUAGCACACAGAUGAAGUCCCCACAAAUGUAUAUUUGUCCAGCUUUAAUUUUGUAAAUGCGGAAGAGGGCCUUUAGGAGAAGGUCUAACUGGUUUUAAUUGGGAGCAUACAGGCUUGCUAUGGUAAUUGGGGUAUCAUUAGGCAAUCCUACCAACAUUGGUAUUCUGACAUUCCCUGUCUCUAUAUUCUCUGUUGCUUUGUAACGUCCAAUCUCUGGUUUUGUUAGGGGCGUAAGUGUGAAAGGCUUGGGGGUACAUUUUUGAUGAGAGGUUAGGAGGACUGUGUGAGCAGAAAUGCGUUUCUUGAAUGCAAGCUGUGGCAGGUUUACUAUAAUGGAGCUGGCGUAUCAGCUGACUGCAUUUAUAAGGCAGGUUUAACCUGUUCGUGUUUAAGGUAAAUAAGGUGAAUGAGGUCGCCAUCAUUUGAUAGUUUGGGAGUGCAUUGCUAAGUAUACCACAUAGUUUAAUAAACCCAAACAUGAUGUGUGGAACCAGGUUACCCUUUCUAUGUCUUUCUGAGCUUUUUUUACCCACUGGUGUGGAAGGUAGGGACGACAGCAUGGUUUUGCAUUACAAACACCCAAAGAAAAACAAAACAUAACGAAAGUAUAUACAAACAAGCUGUUCAGAAUUUGGCUAACAUCAGUACUAAGUAUACGGAGGACUCAAUAUAAGUGGUCACCGUUGAAUAGCUAAACAUUUGUAGUGGGGUGGGGAGGGGGUGGUGUGAAGGGUUGGUCUUGAAACCAGUUUUACAUGGUCUUGCUCGGCCCAUAAGGAAAGGGAAGUACUGCAUGUAAUGCGGCUAUCUUACUUAAGUAGCUGUCUUCUGGUCUUGGCUACUGGUAGAAUCGGGUCUGGUCCUCUGGUGUGGACUAGAGGCGAAAAUACUCAACUUUUUGUAGUUGUUGUUUAAUUAUGUGGUUUUUUUAUUUUAUUUAUUUAUUUUUUGAAUUUUACUACUGCUACUAGUAUUUCCACCUGUUUCCUAAAUAUAUAGUACAGGAGAUGUUGACAUGGUAUGUGUGGUUGUACUCCCAUUCCAACCUCUCCGUCAAUGUGUGCCUAACACAACCGUGGUUAUGCUGGGGGUAUAGAAUCCUGGUGCAUAGUAUCCCAUAACCAGUUAAUCAUGACUUCUCAGUAAAUCAACAUGGAUUUUGCUAAACCUGGCCUAUAGUGUCAUACAACAGGUUAGGAGAGUAUACUUGCAAACCCAGUUGCGUAAGCAGGCUUCCCUCAUGUCCACAGUCCAUUUAGGCCGGAACUUCGUGUUGCUUUAUUUAGACUUGGUCCAUUCUGGUCGAACUCGGCGGGGCGGUGGGUGAGUCGUUGGCGUGGGCACUUCUUUGGUCAGGCUCCAGUUCUGUAGUGCUUUAUACCCCUCUUCCGGAGUUUCCCUUUUCACCACGGAUCCGUUGCUCCACACCGGCAGUUUGGGAGGGAAUCCACAACAGUAGGCAAUCUUGUGAUUUUGCAGGACCCUUGUCACGUUAAUGAAUUUGCGUUGCUUGGUUAAGGUAGCUGCGAACAGAUCCGGAAACAGUGCGAUUUGUUUGUAUUUCUUCGGCAGGUCGUGUGCUUCGUGGUGGGCUAGUAGCAGUGCCUCUUUUAUGUGGUUUUAGUGAAGCUUUACCACCACAUCGCAUGGUAUCUCCAAUGCCAGCGUUUUUGGCUUAGGCACUCUAUGCGCCCUGUCCAUCAGGAAGUCGGUGUCAAGGGGCAAUGGUAGAAGUGCCCGAAAGAGUUGCCUGAUGAAGAUCUACAGAGUCCUGUAAUACAGUUUUGGGCACACCCUGUACGCGCAUGUUACUGCGGCGGGAGCGGUCCUCCAUGUCCACCAUUUUACCCAUCAUGAACUGGUACUCUGCCUCCAUCUUUACCGUUUUCUCCACCAUCUAAAUAUUUACUUCACUCAGUUUGUUUCCAAUGCAUCUGUCCGAGCUCCCAUCUCCUGCACUUCUUUGUCGAGGUCCUCUGCAGUUAUAAUAUAGUAUGUAUUUAAAGAAGAGCGCAGAUUUUGUAGCAUCUCAGCCAGCCUACGUUCCGUUACCAGCUGGUCUUAACUAUGCACGCCAACAGAGUCCGUGUCGGAUCCGACAUCUGAUAGUUGUGCCGGCGGUCUCGGCCCACCGCCAUCUUGGCUCCGUUUCAGCCUGUCUUUUCUGCUCUGUUUGAAAAAAUCCGUAGAUUUGGGGGUUUUGGAUGGCGCCAUUGUUGAGUCCGGUUUCGGUUGUUGCUCGGGGACCACCCUGGUAAAUAUGUUGUAGGUUUUAUCGCUGUUUGAUGCCGUUUCUGGGCCUAGGUGUCGCAGAGCUCUCACUCCAUACAACCUGUUGACAGAGCCGGAAGUCCUGCCCCUCGGGUGAAAAUUAUUUUAAUCAAAAUAAUAAAAGUUGUGUGUAUGAGUCUGUGUAAGAAUGUGUGUUUGUAUGAGUCUGUGUGAAUAAGUGUAUGUAAUUGUGUAUGAAUAUAAAUGUCCGUAUGUGCAUGUCAUUUCCCUAAAAGGUGAUCGAAAUAGGUGCAGAGUGAGACACACAAACAACCUUUACAACAUAGGGGGUGGUGCCAAAAUACAGUUGUGCCCCAGUUACCAUGUAACCAACUCUGCCCAGAUCCAUGGAGCCUGUCACAGUUUUUUUUCUUUCCAUUGGUGACCAUUUUUACACCGAUUUUUAAAACAUAACACUUUGAUAAAUCUCCCCUAUUGUUUUAUUUCCCAUCGUAUCGGUAUUCUAUUUCUGUGCUGAAUACCAGGUGCAAAGGACAGAUCUUAUAAAAAUGAUUGACAGGGAGCCAAGAUGAAGGCACGCAGUUGUAGUAUAAAGAAGAGUGUUUCUAUUUCAUUUUAUUUUUCACACCUCAUAAUUACAUAUUUAAUAAAUAUUGGAGAUAUGUGAACAUAAUAUUGAAAAAAAACUGGGGUGUUACAAUUCCCCUUUAAGUUUUGUAUAAUAAUGUUUUCAUUUUCUAAAUAACACAAGUUAUCAAUAGUGCUGUCUGUAGCGGGACCUGGGUAACUGGGAUGGUUAUUCUCUUUGAUUAGAGUAGGUCAGACCACUCGUUCUGUUGCGGUCUGUGGUUUGCACACCUCGUUAGCGAGGUGUGAACAUUCUAAGUAAACGUUCUAACUGAGGUGCCGGGGUGCCCCCUGUCGGUCAAAAGGUGUAGUGCAGGAUUUUAUAGGCAAAAUUAUAGAAAAGGGGAUAGUAAAGAGGGGGGAACUCACAUCCUAGAAGGCACAUCCAUACGCAAAAGAAACCAAGCAAUUCACAGUUUAGGCAAUCCCGCCACACAAUCAAUUUUGUAUUUCUACAAAAAGUAGUGGAAAAACAUAUUUAGAUAAUAGAUUCCUGGUGGGUGUUUCUCCCUGUGUUAUAAAAACAUUAACUGCUAUAUACAUUUCAGUAUGAACUUUUGUCUAACAGUUGUUCAGUUGCUGUUUGUUGACCUUCAAAAACUUGCCUUUCAAAAACUUUGUUUCAAUGCUAACCACAUUAAAGAUGAACCCGUAAGAAUAGGUUUAUUAUGAGUCUCUUUUUCUGGGCAUCUUAAAAAUGGCUGCCAUUGUGUUGCAGGCCUCUUCUGUCAGAGACAGAGUUAACAUCGGCUGUACAUAUGUCUCUGUAGGUGAAUGAAUGGUGGAACAGUCUCACUGAUGGACAAAGAACUGUAUCUGGUAAGGGCAAAAAUUAAAACAUAGAAUGUGACGACACAUAAGAUCCAGUCUGCCCAAUUUUCUAAAUACUUUCAUUAGUCCCUGGUCUUAUCUUAUAGCUAUUAGUCCCUGGCCUUAUCUUAUAAGCCUUAUGCCUAUCCCACGCAUGCUUAAACUCCUUUAAUGUGUUAACCUCUACCACUUCAGCUGGAAGGCUGUUCCAUGCAUCCACUACUCUUUCAGUAAAGUAAUACUUCCUGAUAUUAUUUUUAAAUCUCCGCCCCUCUAAUUUAAGACUAUGUCCUCUUGUUGUGGUAGUUUUUCUUCUUUGAAAUAUAGUCUCCUCCUUUACUGUGUUGAUUCCCUUUAUGUAUUUAAAUGUUUCUAUCAUAUCCCCCCUCGUCUCGUCUUUCCUCGAAGCUAUACGUGUUAAGAUCCUUUAACCUUUCCUUGUAAUUGCAUACUCUAGUUAAUGUAAUAACUGAAACAAAAUAUUUUGAACAAUAUUUCUGUGAUAACAUGAUAAUGUCUUCUUAUAGGUAUUAUUGCAGCCAAUAUGCUGGUGUUCUGCCUAUGGAGAGUUCCCUCUCUGCAGGGCACAAUGAUUCGAUAUUUCACAUCUAACCCUGCCUCUAGUGAGUAUAGCAUAUAGUAUGAUUUAUAUUAAUUCAGUUUCACGUAAAUUACUUUAGCUAAAUAAAGCAGUUUUAGUGUAUAGAUCCUUCACCUGCAAUUUCACUGCUCAAUUCCUGUCAUUUAGGAGUUAAAUCACUUUUUCUGUUUAUGCAGCCCUAGCCACACCUCCCCUGGGUAUGAUUGACAGAGCCUGCAUGAAAAAAAAAAACUGGUUUCACUUUCAAACAGAUGUAAUUUACCUUAGAUAAUUGUAUCUCAAUCUCUAAAUUGAACUUUAAUCACAUACAGGAGGCUCUUGCAGGGUCUAGCAAGCUAUUAACAUAGCAGGGGAUAAGAAAAUCUUAAUUAAACAGAACUUGCAAUAAAUAAAGCCUAAAUGGGGCUCUCUUUACAUGAAGUGUUUAUGGAAGGCUGUGCAAGUCACAUGCAGGGAGGUGUGACUAGGGUUCAUAAACAAAGGGAUUUAACUCCUAAAUAGCAGAGGAUUGAGCAGUGAGGCUGCAGGGGCAUAUUCUAUACACCAAAACUGCUUCAUUACGCUAAAGUUGUUCAGGUGACUAUAGUGUCCCUUUAAUCACCAAAUAGCCCUGAAUUUGUAAAAUACAAAUUGCUGGAAAUGCAAAGUGAAUUUAAAAUUUAACAACAGAAUAGCCAAAAAGCAAAUAAAAUUGACUAGAAUAUUUUUAGUUUGUGUCUUUUGGCCUAAAUCUUGAAUUUCAUUUUGAUUUCCCCCAAUUUUCACUUUAUUAAAUAACACUCAUUAUGCAUUUAAUUUAAUACACUUUCCAAAUAAUUCAAAACUGUUAGAAAAACUUUACGAAUGACUUCUCUACAAAAUUCCUCAUAGACUUUAAUGGUGACUUCUGUAGAUAAAUAAUUUUAAAAGUAUUUCUAACCAAGUAUAAUCAUUUGGAAAGCAUAUUGUGUAGGUAUGAAUGUCACAUUUAAGAAUUUUCAAUUUGGUUCAUUGUUUGAACUGGUUUCUAUUGACAAAUCAUUGAGAGUUUCCAUAUGCUGUGAGUUUGUGUAUGACUUUUAUAUACCAUAUAACGUAUAACAUAAAAGGGAAACAUCUUGGGUCAACCUAUAUUCCAGUUUACCAGUUAAAGCAAAAUUUAUGUGGAAUGCAUAUGUUGGGUUUUAUUGACAUGUUGCUUUUCACUACUUUAUGCCUAUAUACCUACAUUGUAAAUGAUGCUAACAUAGUGUACUUAUAAUCUUAAUUUUAGUAAUGAUAGGAGGCAAAUAUUUGCAUUUCUCUCUUUACUGAAAACUUCCAGCAGAACAUAAACAACCAAUCAUAAAAGAGGAUGUUACACAAAAGGCCCUUUAAGACCACGCCCUUCCUCUUUCUCUGUAGCGACAAUAAACAGGUAACAAAUAGUUGAACCAUGAACUACAAACGUAUACAAAGUUCCAAAUAAUCGAUGCUGAAUUUCAUAGAUCCAGAAGGGGAAAAGUCGAAGAAGCUUGAAACUGUAUCCUGGACUCCAGAAGAAAACCAAUUACACUGAAAGAAAAAUAAAAAAGUAAAAGGCAUCUGAAAUGGUCGAUUGUCCACAUAUAUGUAACAAUUGCAGUAUGCUUAUUCUCAUAACAUAAAUUUGAGUACACAUUAUCUGGUUAUUAUAGAACCCCCCCUGCCACCCAUAAAUUAUCAUAGUACAGCACAGAAACCCUGGUACAUUCCAUACAGAAAAAAGGGGAGGGAAGAGAAAUACGGGAGGGAAAUAUUUGCCUCAUGUCAAUACUAAAAUUAAGAUUAUAGGUACACCACGUUGGCAUAAUCUACAAUUUUACCACAUGACAGGAUGCUUCAUAUUUGCAUUUUUAACACUGAUGGUUAAGAAGAGCUGAAGAAGCACGAGAAACUUGGCGAAAGUAGAAUACUCUAAAAGUACUCUCACGUGUCUAAUCCACGCAAUGUAUGACAUCCGUAAUAAAAGGGUACGUUAGGCCCAUAACUGUCUAAGCGAAAGAGCCGGAUAUCUGGCCAACCUCUAAGGAAACGCAGCACCACUUCUACGUCCCUGAGACGCGAAUAUUUAGGAGCUGGAGGUCAAAAUAACUUAGCUCCCCACAACGGAUGCCAUACCAGAGGAUCUUGACCUACUGGGACGGCUUGAAUGGAAACGUGUGCCGCAGAAAUGGCUGAACGCACUUCAUAGAGGGAACGAUGAUGGGGAUAGGUGCAGUAAAAUGGACGGAAUCCCUCUCUAGGCACCAAGUCGGCCAUGGUUGAAGAAACGCGUCCACAGCCGUGCAGUUCGGAUCAAGGAGCCAGCUGUAGUAGUUCAAUAGCUGGUGAUUGGUCUGGGAGGCAAACAAGUCCAGGUGAAGUGGUUUCCUGAGGUGUUUCAACUCCCGAAAUACAGAAGUGCUGAGUUUCCCAUCGCCUCUGUCUCGCCAGUAGUGGGAGAACCAGUCUGCCGUCAGGUUGGUAAUCCCCAGGAGAUAUUCCGCUUUCAGCGUGAUGUUGUGCGAGAGGCAGAAUCUGUAGAUGACUUUGAUGGCCUGUGUGAGGGCUUGGGAUCUGGCUGCGCUUAGGCGAUUUUAUAUAUUGCACAGCAGAGACAUUGUUCAGGCGGAGUAGGAUGCAGCAGUUUGACAUGUCUUUGGCCAGACCGCGAAUUGCGAAAGAACCCGCGACCAAUUCUAGGCAGUUGUUGUGGAGGUUGACCUCAUCGUCCUGCCAAGUUCCCCCCUGUAGAGGAAUCCAUGCAGUGAGCCCCCCAGAGGCUGGCGUCCGAUUCCACUAUGAAAUCCAGAGGGGAGCCAAAGAUUGCUUUGCCAUUCCAGGCUUUCAUGUGUGGAGCUCUGUCCUCAUGUCUGCUGAAAGUGGUAUCCAGUGGAAGUAGGACUGUCCAGAACGUAGGCCAUUCGCUUUCAUGCGUUGCAUUGCCCUGUAGUGUAGUAGUUCCAGAAAUAUCGCCUGAAUUGAGGACGACAGAAGAUCCACUAUACGUGCGAGUAUCCGAAGGGGAAUUGUGUCCAUACGAAGAACCAGUCUGAUCCCUUUUCGGAUGGACAUAGUCUUUGAGGCCGGAAGGCGCAGUACACAGUUGUUCACAGAGUCGAUCUCGACAGCGAGGAACUGGACCGUCUGCGAGGGGGAGAGUGCUGACUUCUGUCUGUUUACUAUGCAACCCAAGGAUUCCAGAAAGUGAACGACAAAUUUUGUUUGCAAACGUAGCCUGGACGCGGAUUCGCAGGUUAGCAAAUCGUCAAGGCACAUGAGUCACUGGACGCCUUCGGAUCGAAUGUAAGCCAAAAAACGGUUUCAGUAGCUUCGUGAAACACCACAGAGCUGAACUGAGACUGAAGGGCAGACGUGUGAGCUGGCAUGCUUGUCCUCUCCACAGGAAACCGAGAAAGCGCCGUCAUACCCUAGCGACCGGCGCCGACAGAUAAGUGUCCUUCGGAUCCAGUUGGGUGAACCAUUAAUUUUUGAGGAAGAGGUCCUGAAGGACAUGCAUCCCUUCCAUUUGGAAAUGUCUGCAAACUACGUAUUAGUUGAGGUUCUGGAGAUUUAUAACCAGUCGGUAGUCCCCUGAUUUCUACUAGACUAUAAAUAUGUUGCUGAAGAAACCGUCCCUGUCCGGUGCCUUUUACACCGAAGAAAAGAACCUGUAGAGAAACGUCCAUGCCCUCUGCUUCUAGUUCCUUUGGCUCUGUCUAAGCCUCUGUAGUAUGAGGACCUCUGUGUAGUGGUCAGCUUGAAGUUGGAUGAAGGAGGAUAGGAUCUGGAGCUUGUAGACCAGCAGAGGCUGGUGACUCUGCUCCGUUGCUGUCCAGCCUUCCCCAAAACACUCCUGUUCAGUGGGGCGCGGAAAACCUGUUUGAGCGAUGAUUGUGCCUUACAUAAGGUCGCAAACAGGUUGACGUGCUUACUAUUUGGCAAUGACAGGUUCCCAGAAGAGAAGACCUUUUACCAGGGGCCUGAAUUCUUUUGGUCCUAAUUCCAGAAUUUUCGUGUCAAUUCUUAGCAGUGCUGAUUUGCGUUGUUUGGCACAAAGUGCCGCAUUGGCAUUGCCUAGCAGGCAGAUUGAAUAUUAGGCCCAUUCUUGGAAUGCGUUUUGGUCAAGCUGUGUACCCUGGGCGAGAGCCAGGUCAACAAAACAAAGCAUUUUCGCUUUGAGAUCCAGCAAUUAGGCAUUGUAAAGGGUCUUAAAGCAACGCAAGACAGUCAGUGGCUCCCGGACUGACCGACACCUAAAGACCACUACAGUGGUGUCAAACUCCGGUGUAUUGGCCACUUUGUCAGGCAAUAGUGGACUUGGGCAUUAAACUCUGAGGCAUGCCCUCUUUCUUCAUGGGUUUACGGAGCCAGUAUUGUACGAACCGAGCCAGAUGAUGUGGGAGGCUCCAUGCACUGUGAAUGUUUACAUGGUGUGUUCAAUAAAAACAUGGCAACAUUUCAUUCUUUGUGUGUUAUUAGUUUAAGCAGACUGUGAUUGUCUAUUGUUGUGACUUAGAUGAUGAUCAGAUCACAUUCUAUGACCAAUUUGUGCAGAAAUCCAUAUCAUUCCAAAGGGUUCACAUACUUUUUCUUGCAACUGUAUAUAAUAAAUAAUUGAGAAUACAAUAUAAAAUAAGGAUUGUCUUGGAAGCAAUAAAGUUUUGUCUUUUUAUAUGUUUAUUAUAUAAAAAUAUAAAUAUAGACAUAUAAAAUCCAUUAUAGCAGAAUUUAUAAGAUUAAACUAAAUGCUUGCAAAUAUCAUUAAUAGGUUGACAUACCGUUCUAAACAUGUCAUCAUGUCAGCCUCUCUGUCAUUUUAAGAUGGAGCAGCGUCUGUCUCCAAGUCUCUCCUCUGUGUCUUAACAUUUAAAAGUACACCUAUUUAUACCUUAGGUGUCUCCAUUUUAUGGUUACCGUAGUUCAUAUAUGAAAAAGUAACACUUCUUUUACUUUAUUCAUUUUAAGACCUCCCUUAAUUUGGCAAAAAUACAAGGUCAUAACAAAAGGGUGUACACGUGAUGGAAAUGUUCUUGACUUAGUUCAAGAUGGCAUCUUAAAGUCUGAACAUCCUUAUCUACUAAGGUUACCACAGUAUAUUACGUACUGAAAGAGUCGUAGCAUAGCCUUGAAGCUUGUUUAUGCAUUAUUGUUAUUGUAAUUCGUCUGGGACAAAAUGGCGCAAACAUAUUAUGCACUGAGGUUAUUGCUUAAAGAAACAGUUAUGAAAAACAAUAUGUUACAUUUCUAACACCUUGUCAGUUUGCAAUAUCUCUUAAAGACAAAGUACACAGUUUAAGAAAUACAUUUCAUCCUAAAACUUGUAAUAUUUGCAUUUGCCCAUAACAACCCUCUAGUGGUACAAAAGGGUGUUUCCCUUGAGUGAUAUGGGAAACAGAAUAGUUUCAUAAAAUUGGGGUUCACCCAUUAAGACCUGCUCGUCGGGUUUGGUACCUGAGACGGGCUCCCCUCUGACCAGAUGCCCGGAGGUAUGUAAUUAUAUUGGGGUUCACCCCCGUUUUACUCGAGCUAUACCUCCUUGGUCAGCAAGAGUAGUCAGCCCAAGCACAUAGGUUUUAACAUUGCAAGUAAGGUACCAUAUCGUUGUAAAGUCUGCUCCAGCAGAGCUUAUACAGGUGAUUACAGACAGUAUAAUAAAUAGGGGGGGACCCCUCAUGCCAGUGAUAGAUUUACACCUGAGAUCUGGGGGCUCAUUCCAGGUGGUGUGCCUUGUAUAAGAGGGCACCCACAUAUGGCAACUGGUAUAUAGGCAAACAGGUAUAAUGUAAGGGCAUAUAGCACAGAGUGCAGCCCUGAAAUUAGGUACACAACUGUGUGUGGUACAAAACAGCAAGCAGUUACAGCUCCCAGAUAGUGGUCCUAUGUGACAGUAACCCCAUAGAGUAUAACACAUAUGUAUAAUAAGCACUCCCUGAAUGGCAUAAACCUAGUCUGUUGCCUUCUUUCAAAAGGUAUCUUAUGGCAGCUAAACAGGACUUGUAGGUUCUUAGGUCGUAUAUGACAGCUGUAGGUAGGUUGUCUGAGGAUAGUUGGAGGUCCACAUCGCGGUAAUACCGAUCUGGAGGGAGAAAAAGAAAAUGGCCUCAUGAGAUCCAAGAUGGUUGGCAAAGCCCGCGAUUUCACGGGCCCAUCGGCGAGAAAGCAAACAACGCUGCCGCUCCCCACCAUUGGCCCAAAAGGAAAUAUAAAGUCUAAUAGAAGCACAAUUGCGGCACUCGCGGCCUCGAUGCGCGAGGGUCUAGUGAUGCCGGACAGACCCUGGCUCCAGGGAAAGAAGGAGGAGAGUAGGCCCCAGGAAUAGGAAAAAGUGAAAGUGGCCAAAAAGGUGAUAAAAUAAAGUCUGACAGUAGUGGGGGGUUGCUUAUGUUCAGUAAAGAGAGAUGUGCAAAUAUGAAACCUCCUGUCAUGUGGUAAUAUUAUAAUCAGCUGCAUUUAUACCAUGCAUUAUAUGCAUAUGUAUAAUGCAUAAAGCAUAAGAAAUUUGCUGCUGUUUUUUUAAAGUAUUGCCACACUGUGGACUUUGCUUACAUUGUAUUGUGUACACUGUGCUGUUAGUCUGUGCAAUAUGGAAUUUCAUUCUGCACCUUGUAUAUAAUUUAAAAAGUGUCUAUAUUCAUUUUAUGGUUCAAUAAUGUUUAAUGCACAUACGUUUGGUAAUUUUUUUCCCCAGAGUCCCUCUGCCUACCUAUGAUUCUUUCCACUUUCAGUCACUUCUCACUUUUCCAUAUGGCAGCCAAUAUGUAUGUAUUGUGGAGCUUCUCCUCAAGCAUUGUCUCCAUGAUGGGCUCAGAGCAGUUUCUGGCUGUAUAUAUGUCUGCAGGUAAAUAUAACCCCUUUCAAAAUGCCCCAGUUUAAGCUCUAUGUAUAAUGCAUUUUAAAUGUGUAAAAAACAACAAAAAAGAUUCCGGAACUGUCUGCUUAUAAGCUAAAAGCUAUAUUUAAAGAUCACUGUGUGCUGUAGUUGUUAUGGUGUCAGUAGUUCCCUGAUGCCCACCCUCAUUGUAAGGAGGCAAACAGGUUUUUAGAAUGGUUUGAAUUCUUGUCUGGGGUCCACUCAUCACUUUCCCUGCCUCCACUACUUCCUAUGGAAAUUGGAGCAGGGCUCAGCUGAUGCUCUCAGCCAAUCAGCUUGUCCUGCACUGCUAGACUUCACACAAAAGGGCUAAUGGAAGCUCCUGCUGAAGAUUUUCCCACUCUCUAUGGGAAGUAAUGGAGGCAUGGAUUCUCCUCUUGAAGUUUAGAGGGAGAGUGUAGUCCCAAAACAACUUUAGCUUAAUGAAGCAGUUUUAGUGUAUAUCAUGCCUCUGAAGUUGCAUUGCUUAAUUCUCUACCAUGUUAAAGUUAAAUAACUUUUGUGUAUGCAGUCCUAACCACAACUAUUUGGCUUUGACUCACACAGCUUGCGUAAAAAAAAGUUUCAUUUUCAAUCAAUGUUAACGUACUUUAGACGUUUUCUUUUGUAAAUAACUUUUUAUUAAGUUUUUAUUAUUCGACAAAAAAAAGGAGAAAAAAAUAAUAGAACAGAGAGAUUUGCCGGUCUCUCACAUUGUGUGUAAAGUAACACAAAAUGAGAUACAAAGAGAUCAUUGUGGGGAGCGCAGGUCCCAGUUUUUAAGUACUGUAUAAGGUAGACUUGCAGGUCCCAGAGUAAGAAACAUAAAACUGUGAACAUCGUUCUCCUGGUAUACAGGUUGGUUCCCCAUUGUAGUUUAUAUUACCAAGUGGGUCCUUUUGCUUGGCGUAUGCGCUCAGUUUUUUGUUUUUUCUUUUUCAUUAUUCCCUCCCAUCCUCUGUUUAUAACUUUCUGUUCAUUAGAAGUAUUUCCCCCUCUCCCCACAUAACUAUGUCAAUAUAUGUUGUUACAAACUGCCUUUUGUAACUCGUUUUUUGUGUGACAAAUUGCCCUGCUUCCCUGGGUUAUGGAGAAGCCUGUUGGCCAGUCUCCUACCGUUGGCUAUGACUCUUUGAUGUAUUUGGCUUUAAAGCCCCUAUUCUACCUUUAGACAGACUAUUUAUGUAGGUUGCUUCUUUUUCUCUUAUGUUUUAGUCACCCUGUACCCAUUAUAGGUGCAGGGUGUGUGUAAUGUAAUUGUUUAUAGUGUGUGUGUACUGUGAAAUGUAUUGCCUGCUCUUCUGUACUGCUGAGGUUUGCUACCAACUAGGUGGAUUUGGCUAUGGAGCUUGUCUAGUGCCCUCUGUUGGUAGCAACAGCAAUAUGCACUAGCUGAAUAGCAAGACUAGUUAAUUUGCAUAUUUGGGUAGAUUUGCAUAUUGCUAAUUCUGCAGGCACGUGAGAUAUUUUCUGUUAAUUAUUGUCUCCCCCAUCCCUUUAAAAAUAUGCCACUGUGUUAUAAUAAGUCACUGUAUGUUGCCUGCUAUGAUUUGACUGUUUGUAAUUUUAUUCAGUUUUCACAGCAAUGUUAAUGUAAUGACCAUAUGGGCUAGUCCCAAGUAAAAUAAAGUUUUAUUCAGUUUUUCUUGACCCUCAACACGUAGUCUUGUCUUGUAAUUGGAGGGGACAGCUAUACUCACACUGGGGAUUGCUAUGCUCUGCAAACUCCCUUGAGCCUUAAUCACUUAGCUCUUUUAAGAGCUGCUCCUGUUACGCUCUCCUUGGAGGAGAGGUCUUCCCCACACAGUCCUGGAUGCUGGAGGUUCAUACAGGGUGGAAGUAAGAGGUCUUUCCCACACGGUCCUGGAGGACAGAAGCUGGUCCAGGGUGGAAGGAAGACGGCGAGACUCCAGUCAAGCUGCGGAGGCUGCAGUGGUUGUGGUGUCCGGUGCGGUGCUAGUGGUUCUCUGCGCAAGCUAGGAAGCAUCCAUCAACGGAGGGUACUCGGUUGGAGUACGGGGAGCUCCGUUACAUAUGUUUAGUCGAGCACAUCCAGUACCGGUGUGGAACACAAUGAUACUUGUAGGUAGCCAUAGGGACGGAUAGGUGUAUCAAAAAUGCGGCAUAUGUGGAUGCCUAGGGUUAAAUAGUGAGACUCGUAUGUCCACAUUGGAAUAUCAAAACACAAAGCCAUAUAGUGCAGUUGGUGGGGGUUAUGUCCUAUCUCUAUAGUUCAGGUGAAUGGCAGUCUGGGACUUUGUGUGGAUUGUCUCAUUAAUAAACUGCAAAACUUGAUUUGUCCUUCCAUCUUUAAUAGAUCGGUUGGACCAUGGAGAUACACCAGAAUUGUAUUGUGCUUCAUAAACUGCACCAAGUUCUGUGAGUACGCUUGGUUCCGCGCUAGUGGGGAGGGAGUUAGGUGCCCUUGUGUGUAGGGACAUUUAUUUUAAAAGUUUGAUUUUCAAUUUUGUCAUCCUAUAGUCUGAGUCUCGGCUGGUGUUCUUUGUUGUGGUGGUGGACCUUAUGGUGUGUCGUGUGUCUAGGAUGUGUGCAGAUGUGAUCUUCAGUGUCCUCCCCUGGUCACCAACUUAAGUAUGUCUCAUCGUUGAAUCGGUCAGGUUUUAUACGUGACUGGGCAGUACAGUUGGUCAAGGAGAGCGGGCGGUGUCGUUAGGGGGUUGUGUGUCCUUGUUCUCAGGAGGGUGUGUAUCAUGUUGUGCAUGGAGUAAGGUUAGUAGGGUGGUGUGCAGGACUGACCUGCUAUCAUAUUUCCCACCAAGUCCAGGGAGGGUCGUCAGGUCUAGUGUGUAGUUAGGCUAAAUCUCCUUUUGAGAUAUAUUGCGUGACACACUCCCAGAGUCCAUGUGUUUAGUGUAUGAGCUAUUAGAAAUCGGAGUUUAACAUAUCUGAGUUUAGAAUGCAUAGUUUAACAGACAUGCUUGCAUUAACAAUUCAGAUGAUUAUAUAUCACAAUGAAAGAUAGCAAUGAUAACAUGAAAAGUCAAGAAUAGUGCACUUGGGACAGGGGGUUAAAGAACACUAUGGGACAGCGGAGGGGGAAAGAACACUAUGGGACAGCGGAGGGGGAAAGAACACUAUGGGACAGCAGAGGGGGGAAAGAACACUAUGGGACAGCGGAGGGGGGAAAGAACAUCAUGGGACAGGGGAGGGGGGAGAAAAAAUAACACUGGGACAGGGCAUGCUUUCCUAUGGAUGCUGGCGUCUUCUCACUGUGAAAAUCACAGUGAGAAGCGCGGAAGCGCCUCUAGCGGCUGUCAAUGAGACAGCCACUAGAGGUUGGAUUAACCCUAAUGUAAACAUAGCAGUUUUACAGCAGGCAGGGUUUAACCCUAGAUGGACCUGGCACCCAGACCACUUCCUUUAAUAACAUACAGAAGUCUCCUGCAAAGUCUAGUAAGCUAUUAACAGUGCAGGUGAUAAGUAUACAUUCUAAAUUAAACCGCAUUUGCAAUAAAGAAAGUGUAAACAUUAGCACUCUAUUUACAGGAAGUGUUUAGGAAGACUGUGCCUUUCCUAAAUGGCAGAUAUUUGAGCAGUGAGACUGCAGGGGUAUGAUCUGUACACUAAAACUUCAUUAAGCUAAAACUAUUUGGUAACUACAGGCUAUCUUACUGCUCUUUUUUGGUUUUCAUGUUGACCUGAAUUCAGAGCAGGAAAUAGAGACAGAACUGGGUUAUAUAAAAUACACACGCUGUUUUCACUAGAACAGAGGAUGAAACAGGGAAGUAUUUUAUACACUGUUUUUUUGCCUAAUGACAUGUUUUUUACCAAAAUAAAAAACUUAAAUUUAAUCUACUGAUUUUUUUUUUACAACAUUUAAAUUUGUCAUUCUGGAUUUUUUCCUUGUAUUUUUUUUUAUAGGUGUGAUAUCUACAUUCGCAAGCUAUGUUAGCAAAGCAGCCACAGGACGCUUUGGUCCAUCUUUAGGAGCCGUAUGUAUUUUAAAUUCAAUAAUCUUAUUCUUAUACCAAUAAUUUGAGCAUAGAAUACAGUUUCAUAUUAAUGGCUUCAAUUUAAUAAGCUUUCCGAAUGAUUCAGUACUGUUAGAAAAACUUCUUAAUGAUUUAUUGAGUAAAGUCAUUAUUAAUGUUAAUGGGAAUUUUUGUAGAUUAAUAAUUUGUAACGUUCCUCUAAUAGUAUUGAAUAAUUUCUAAAGCUUAUGAAAUCAAGGACAAUGUGUUGCAUAUGUGUAUGUAUCAAAUAUUAUGUUGUGUGGAAUACAGUGUUUUUAGUUUUGCUAUCAUAAGAACAGAGAAAGAUAAAAAUCAUGAUUGCCUUAACUCACAUGCUAAGCAUUUCCAUCUAACUUUGGCAAUUAUAGGUCAAUAAUUAUGCAUUAGGACCAUAAGUUUUCGGAAUCUGCACAUAUAUAAUAUAUAUAAAACAGUAUUUGCAGCCUUGCACUCGUACUGGUGCUUCAGUAACACUAAAUAUAAUGUUGAAAAAUACCAGUAUUCUAGGAUUCCAAAGAAAAGAUACUUCUUUAGUCAAGAAAAUCUGAAAAUAUCGACAUUACAGUUCCAUGUUGUUCUGCUGAAAGCUCAUGCUAUAAACUGAAACGUCAAUAUUUUCAGAUUUUCUUGAGUACAGAAGGGGGGCUCUAACCACCAACCGGAUUGGCCGCAGCUUAGCAGAGCUCUCCAGCCUACAGUGAGUAAUCCACAGCAAUCUGGCUUUAAACCGCAACAUGGGACACCCUAAGAGAUCUACCUCGUCCAAAGGCCCGACCUGGAGGUAAGGGACAUACUCCGAAAUAUGUCCUCAAAGCAGCCAUUAUGCUGGGGAAGCUGGAGGACUCAUUUCAGACUAAGCUAGACGACAUUGGAGCAGAUAUAUGCCACAUGGGUGACUGAGUGGACUCCCUGGAGGAUGACCGAGAUAUCCUGUAUACUCAACUCCAUUCCAUUCAAGACACAGUGGCAGUCCAAAAUACUCCCCUAUCAGCCAUCCAAUGCUCUCUAGAUGGCAUAGAUAACAGAGGGAGAAAUAACUUAAGGAUCAGGGGGUUCUGAAAUAACUUUUUAAUCUUAUCUUAAACAGACCACCUGAGUUCCCACUACUACUAGACCGAGCAUGCAGGGCCCUGCGGCCUAAAGGGAUAGCAGAGGGAUAAACCUAGAGACGUAAUCUGCAGGCUGCACUACUUCGAUGUAAAUAAAUCUUCCUCAAUGUGCCUUUAUCUGCACGUACCCGUCUGUGCUCUGAAUCAGCCACAAAUCUCUUAAUAGAGCGAUGAUAACGCUUAAGUUUUCGUGAAAUAUCUAAUGUUUUUAUACCUCGUCCACGGCAUUGAACUAUUUCACUCUUUUCGGCAGCAGAGAGAUCCUUUUUCUUCCCCAUAUUGCAUGAAAAUGGUGCUCUGCUUAAUAAUGUGGAACACACUCCUUUAGUAGUUUUUCCUUAAAUUGUACUCACCUGGCAAUCUAAUUAUCACAGGAGUCAGAGAUUGUUUUCAGUGAUCAAAAGAGCCCUGAGACACAAUGCCAUCCAUGUUAAACUGAAAAACAAAAUAUUUAGUUCUUUGGUAGGCUUUUUUCAAAAUCCUAUUAGGAUAGCCCAGGGACUUAAAUCUAUGCCUAAGUUCCUUAGCUUCCUUUUCGUAGUCAUCCUGGUUGGAACAAUUUCUCUCAGCUCUCAAGUAUUGGCCGUAUGGUAUAUUGGCUGUUAGAUGUUGAGGGUGGAAGCUCUGCCAAUGAAGCAAACUGUUGCCGUGGGUUUCCUAAAUAAAGAUGUGGUGAUCUUCCGAUCUUCAAGUAAGUUUAUUUUCAAAUCCAAGAAGACCAAUUGUCUCUCAUCAAUGACAUGGGUAAGUUGGAGAUUUAUUUCAUUUUGAUUGAGUUUGUCCACCAUUUCUUUAAAUUGUGAGAGAGCCCAACCAGAAAAUUAAAAUAUCAUCUAUAUACCCAUACUAUUUGUAUAUAGAGGAAGUGAAAUCAAUAUUAGAGGUAGUGAACACAGAAGUUUCCUCCCACCAUCCCAGAAAUAAAUUGGCAUAACUGGGUGCACAAGAUGAUCCCAUGGCCGUGACUUUUAGCUGCAAGUAAUAUUUCCCAUUGAAGGUGAAGUAGUUGUGUGUUAGCACACAUUGGAUCAGAGUCAAUAUGAAACCUUGUUCGUGUUCUUUAAAUGUCUCUGAUUUUUUUCAGAAAAUAGGCGACCCCAGCUAGACCUUUAUCAUGAGGGAUAUUAUCAUAGAGUGCCACUAUGUCUAGACUUGCUAGGGAUGUAUAUGGAGGCACUAUGAGGUUUUCCAGGGUUAUUAGAGUCUGUUUCGUAUCCCGCAUAUGGGUUGUAACAGUUUGUCCAGAAACUUACUUGCUCUUUCAGUCAAACUGUGAUUGCCCGAAAUGAUUGGUCUCCCCGGAGGUUUGCACACAUCCUUGUGCACCUUGGGGAGACAGUAAAAAGUGACUUCAGUUAUGUUAGACUGAGAGACAAUGUACCUAUAUUCGUUCUGUGUGAUAACCUUAUCUAUUACUGCUAUUUGUGCACGUGUUUGUAGUUGUUUAAGGUACCCAAUAGUUGGGUCUUCCUUUAAUGUUUGAUAAGCAGUUUCAUCAGAUAGGUGUAUCAUACACAUGUCGAUGUAUUGUUCUCUCUGCAUGAAAACAAUAUUCCCGCCUUUGUCUGAGGACUUUAUUAUAAUGUCAGUUUGUUGUUUUAACUCUUGUAGAGCUAAUCUCUCCUCAUAGUUCAAAUUUGAUGUUUGGGGUUGUUUGAUGGUUUGACAUUCUAAUUUAUUGGUACAGAUCUGAACAAAUAGGUCUAUACAGGGGAAGUCUUUCAAAUUGGGAGUGAACCAAGACAAUGGUUUAAAGUUCAUAAGGGAUUCAUUGGGUUUCUGUUCAGAGAAUAAGUCUGUCAGGAGUUUAUAGAUUUCAUUAUCUUCAGGGGAAAGACCCAAUUCUUUCAGAUUUUUAAGGUUUCUUUUUUCAUGAAAUGCAUGCAGGGCCAGUUUAUGGCCAAAAAGGUUUACAUCCUUUGCCCAAUUAAACAUGUUUAUGGGUGGUGUUGGUACAAAUUGUAAGCCUUUUGAAAGGAGUGACAGAUGCCUAGAUUUUAGAGCAAAGUUUGAUAAAUUAUUUUGUUUAUAUAAUGUGUGUGUGUGUGUGUGUAUAUCGUGGUGGGGGAAAAAAAAACAGUACUGCAAACUUUGAAAGAAACUGGUGACAUAAUUACCAUAUAAGUUGCUAAAAUGGUACAAAAUGAGAGUAGGAAAUCAAUGUGCUAAACUUGGCAAGAUGAAAGCUGAAAUAGGCAGGUGUCUGAUUUGGUGUGUUACUUCACGAAAUCCGUGAAAAGAUGUGCUGAAGAGGUAUAACUGAGCAAAUUUUUUAAAAUGUUAUUACUGUAUAAUAAUAUACAAUAGUACUCAUGGUGCAAGUUAGGGACUUGUGAUAUAUUCCCAUUUAGAACUACACCAAAAAAGUACUCUCUACUUGAUAUAAAUGAGAUACAAGAAGGUUUCUCAUUAACCCCUUAAGGACCGGCCUGUUUUUGCGAUGUUGUACAUUAAGGACCAGAGCGGUUUUAACACUUUUGUGGUGUUUGUGUUUAGCUGUAAUUUUCCACUCUCUCAUUUACUGUUCAAUACAAAUUAUAUAUUGUUUUUUUCAGGACAAGAAAGGCUUUCUUUACAUACCAUUAUUUGUAUCAUGUCAUAUAAUUUACUUUUUUUUAAAAUAAUACAAUAUGGUGAAAAAUUGAAAAAAAAACAACAAUUUUUUGGACUCUUAAUUGAAAAAUCUUUUACUUAUCUACAAAAGCUAAUGAAAAAACUGCUAAUUAGAUUCAAAAUUUUGUCCUGAGUUUAAAAACACCCAGUGUUAGCUUUUUUGCAAGUUAUAGGGCUAUAAGUACAAGUAGGAAAUUGCUGUUUCAAUAUAUAUAUUUUUUAACUUUAUCAAUAGUGACAUUGUAACACUGUUAUCUGUCAUAAAUCUAUGAAUCACACCCCACAUGUACAUAUUUUUUUAAAGUAGACAACCCAGGGUAUUCAAUAAGGGGUAUGUCCAGUCUUUUUUAGUAGCCACUUAGUCACAAACACUGGCCAAAGUUGGCCAGUGUUUGUGACUAAGUGGCUACUAAAAAAGACUGGACAAUACCCCAUUUGCAAUACCUUGAGUUGUCUUCUAUUGUAAAUGGUAUGCCAUCAUGGGGGUAAUUCUCAUUCCUGGGCUACCAUACGCUCUCAAAGGCAACAUAACCAAUCUGACAAAUUUCAAUGAAAAAACAAAGAAGUAAAAUCAAGCCUUAUAUUUGACCCUGUAACUUGCAAAAACACUAUAAAACCUCUACAUGUGGGGUACUGUUAUACUUGGGAGAAUUCGCUGAACACAAAUAUUAGUGUUUCAGAACAGUAAAUUGUAUCAUAGCAAUAAUAUCAUCAGUGAAAGUGCCUUUUGUGUGUUAAAAAUGCAAAAAACGUCACUUUCACUGACAAUAUCAUCGCUGUGAUAUGUUUUCCUGUUUUGAAACACUAAUAUUUGUGUUCAGCGAAGUCUCCCGAGUAAAACAGUACCCCCAUGUACAGGUUUUAGGGUGUCAUAGAAAGUUAGAGGGUUAAACACAGUGCUAGCAAAUUAAAUUGUCUGGACUUUUGGCCUGGGUUGUCAGGCAUGUCCCUCAACUUGCAAUCAAUAAAAUUACUUAAUUAUGUAAAAAUAUUACAUAAAUAAGCAUGUAGAAUUUAAAUAUAUAUACAUAUUUAUAUAUUUGAAGUCUAUGUGUAUAUUUAUGUAAUUAUGUAUAUGGACAAAUGUAUAUUUCGUAUUAUUUUUAUUUAUACAUAGAUAUAUAUAAUCAUUUCAUUCUAAGUGUAUUUUGAGAUGAAUAUAAAUAUAUAUAUAUAUAUAUAUAUAUAUAUAUAUAUAUAUAUAUAUAUAUAUAUAUAUAUAAUUAAUAUCAAAAUACCAUUAGAAUAAAAUUACAUAUAUAUAUUAUUUUUUUUACACUUAUUGCUUUAUUUUUAAACUUUAUUUCUGAUUUUUUUACUUGCAGGGAGACUGCCUGUCAGCACAGACAGUCGCCCCGCAGGCAGAUACACAGGCACCUACUGCGGCCAUGUAAUCGAGCGAUCACAUGGCCGCGGGGUCCUGAUCUGCCGCGGGGAGACUGUCUGGGCAGACAGGCAGUCUCCCUGGACCGGGUGAAACGCUGAUCGUCGCCGGGGGAACGACAGUGAUCAAGUAAGUACCCCAAGACUGUUAUGAUGGUUCAGGACCAUCAUCGGUCCUCAAGGGGAUGUUUCCGAUGACGGUCCUGAACCGUCAUUGGUCGUCAAGGGGUUAAAGGGAUACUCCAGGCACCAUAACAACUUAAUCUAAAUAAAAAUGUUAUGGUGCCAUGAGACCAAGUAGUGCACUCUUACCUCGACGGGUGAAACCAUUCUGGAACACUUUAACCCCAAAGUUGCCGCCAGGAUCAGUCGCGAAACAGACCAUGUUUUUAAUAAAAUAUUUUGCCCGUCUGGGCUGAAUUAGAUAAUGAAAACUGAAACGGCCCUAUCUAUAUACUGUAAGCGUGUUUGAGCAGGGCCCUCUUCAACCUAUUGUUCCUGUAAGUUUUUGUAAUUGUCUCAUUUAUUUUUAAAUCUCCCCCUUUGAUACAAACUAUGCUGGCGCUAUAUAAAUACCAGUAACAAUAAUAUGUGAAUGGAUCCGGGAUCAAAAAUACUACAUACAGAGUAUAAGGGAUGGUUGCACUGACAAACUGGUGAAUAGACACUUUCUGGAGAAAACAGCAUCCAUUGGCAUCCCUAAGGUUCAUGACAAUUGACCACAUUCCUGUCCCUAGGAGAAGCUGAGAUGAGCACUACUUCUAUCACUGAAAGACAUUUUGGAUUCAAGUAUUGGAAACUCUGGCCAUACGGCCUUAGAAAUAUACCCCAUAAUUAAAUGUACCGUUAAUCUCAUGGAAGUAUUUGGAUAAGCACACGUUUGUUAGUAAUAAAAUGGGAAACCGGGGGUUAUACUUUCUUUAGUAGAUUUAAAAGAACCUUGCAACGGUCAUCCCUUAUCGGCAAUAGAUUAAGGCAUCAACAUUCUACUAUGAAGCACAUAUACAUAUAAGUACCAAUUUAAUCUCACUAAUCGCACCAAAAAAAACUGUAUUUUUUUAUUUUAUUUUCACCAUUUGUUAUAUUUCAUAAUCACACUUUUCUUGACUAUAUCUAUAUAUAUCUAUAUAUAUAUAUAUAUAAAAAACUGGAAUAUCUUAUUGAUAGCACUCAAUGCACCUCUAUUGGGUAUAACUAUAAUGCUGUUAUAACUAUUAUUGCACUUUCCUUUGCAUGUCCCUGAAACCUGUAUGUUUAAGCGCAAGUUGACUGCACUUUUGAUAUAACAGAUCGUUUCACACAGUACUGCAUGUUAUUAGGGGCAAGCUGCCUCAGGCACUUUGUAUUGAGGUUUCUAUGGCAAGUUGUCCGGAGUCCUUCACUUACGUUGUUUGUUCAUUACCAUAGCAACGUGUCAGAUGAUGUGCACACUCACAAAGGUGGGUUCACAAACAUACGCACAUGGAGACUCUAGGACAAUUUCUCCUAGGUGGUAUGUAAUUAUAUGUCUAUUUAAAGCAAUCAAUAGUAUGAUAGAAUGCAGUAUGUGUGAGCAGCUUUCUAAUAUCUAUUACUUUAGACUUGAGAAAAGGAGGUUAUCCCGACAGCUUCUCAUUCCAAAAUUCUAUUAGUCCAAUAAAAACUUAUUAGCCUAGAGAUACAUUAUGACAUUUAUAAUAAUUCCAAUAACCUCUAAUUUUCCUCCUUUCUGCUAGUCUGGUGCAAUAAUGACUGUUCUAGCUGCUGUGUGUACCAAGAUGCCUGAAGCCAAGCUGGCCAUUAUUUUCCUGCCCAUGUUCACAUUCACUGCAGGCAAUGUAUGUAUUACUACUUUUGUUCUUGCUUUGGUCAUUACUACGCACAAGCUAGUUAGAAGUGUAUACAGUAUUGUGAUGAUUUCAUGGUGUUUCUUUUACAUAGGCUCUCAAGGUCAUUCUUGCUCUGGACUCUACGGGUUUAGUUUUAGGAUGGAAGUUUUUUGAUCACGCUGCACAUCUUGGUGGUGCUCUGUUUGGAAUGUAAGUAAGAUGGAAUGCUGUGUACAAUUCAAACCUUUAUUUCCUAGUGCUUUUUUUUUUUUUCAUCUAUAAAAAUAGUUUGUUUUACUGUGUUCUCUACUCUAUCAUGUUUUACCCUUGGUUUAUUAUAAUUGUCACUUUACUAUAUAUAUAUUUAUUUUUUUAUUUAUUUAUUUUAGAUGGUAUGCUCUGUAUGGUCAUGAAUUUAUCUGGAAAAAGAGGGAACCAUUGGUGAGAAUGUGGCAUGAAUUUCGUAGUGGACCUCCAAGGAGUGGUGCAUCUUGACACUUUGUAAAUCCAGAUUCUUCUAAACAGUGAUGAUUUGCAAGAUUUAUGAGAUUUAUGUAAUAAAAUCUUUAGAGACUUUGUGUGUGAGAAAUUGCAUGAUGUGUGGUAUCUUCAUUAUAUUUGUAGUCUUACAUUUUCGAACAACUUGAAAUUAUUUUUAUUAAUGCAAAAUUGGAUAUCUCAAAGUUCAUCUACAAGAAGGAAGUAUGAGAAAAGUGGCUGUAUGUAUAGAACCAUGGCAUAUGGAGUGAGCAGUUUGGAAGUUAUAUGGCGAAGCAUGUGGGCAAAUGUUCCCUGAGAAAAAGGGAAUCUGCUGCGGAAUGCUGUUACUUAUAGCUGGCUUUUUUUAUUAGUUAUAUUUUGCCAAGUGAAGAUAAAAUGGAAUUACAUUCUAAUGUUGGCUUUGGUGAUUAAGGACAAGAGAAGCACUUUGAACUGAUAAUACAGCUUUGCAUUGUCACAUGUAGGCAAAGUAAUUUAUUAUUUAUAGCAUUUAAGAAGCACUAACCAAUUCCACAGCUCUGUAGACAUGGUGAAACAGACAUUACAGUAUUAGCAGGUGAAGGGAAAAAAGAGAUCUAACACUUUUAUAACAUGACAUGGG
Messenger RNA from Pelobates cultripes (western spadefoot toad), 36534 nucleotides. Lineage: Eukaryota; Metazoa; Chordata; Amphibia; Anura; Pelobatidae. The record is from the annotation of a GenBank genome assembly.